AUGGGGAGCGAAGAGGAGAAGGGGGAAUUCUACCUGAGAUACUACGUGGGGCACAAGGGGAAGUUCGGGCACGAGUUUCUUGAAUUCGAGUUUAGACCCGACGGGAAGCUCCGUUACGCGAACAACUCCAACUACAAAAACGAUACCAUAAUCCGCAAGGAGGUGUACCUGACUCCCGCCGUUUUGCGUGAGUGCCGUCGUAUAAUCGCGGAGAGCGAGAUCAUGAAGGAGGACGACAACAACUGGCCAGAACCCGACCGGGUGGGACGGCAGGAGCUGGAGAUUGUGAUGGGUAACGAGCACAUUUCCUUCACGACUUCCAAGAUCGGAUCUCUCGUCGACGUUCAAUCCAGUGCUGAUCCAGAAGGCCUUCGCAUUUUUUACUACCUUGUUCAGGAUUUGAAGUGCUUUGUCUUCUCUCUCAUUUCACUUCACUUCAAGAUCAAGCCUAUAUAA
Sphenostylis stenocarpa is the source of this 456-nucleotide messenger RNA. NCBI's taxonomy places the organism in Eukaryota, Viridiplantae, Streptophyta, Magnoliopsida, Fabales, Fabaceae. The record is from the annotation of a GenBank genome assembly.